This is a messenger RNA of Salvelinus namaycush (lake trout), 1986 nucleotides long. Its product is annotated as solute carrier family 52, riboflavin transporter, member 3-A-like. Bases 302 to 1657 code for a protein of 451 amino acids. The transcript has 4 exons. The record is from RefSeq and is a predicted model, not a curated record. Gene Ontology annotation, cellular component: plasma membrane. Gene Ontology annotation, biological process: riboflavin transport. Gene Ontology annotation, molecular function: riboflavin transmembrane transporter activity. Lineage: Eukaryota; Metazoa; Chordata; Actinopteri; Salmoniformes; Salmonidae.
CGGUGGAGCUGACUGCUGGACUGGACUCUGAACUACCCACAAGGCACUAGUUUCCUAGUUUAUCCUCCAGCCUGCGUGUGAAGGAGAGAGGAAGCCGGUCACAUUGUCCCAAAAAAUCUCUAUAUAUGGGAUGAGAGGGAGGAAGUUGGAUUCCUCAAUAGGGCAUCCACCCAGUGGCUCAAGAAACCUGCUCUGAAGGCUGGCCGGGUUGAAACUGUUCAGAGAGAUCUUCACUUCAGAUCAGAAGUUCCUCCAGAAGACUACUUCACCUGACCUGACUGGGACCAGCAACAAUAAAGCCAUGUCUCUGCGGAUCCAUGUGCUGGCCUGCUGCUUCGGCCUGGGCUCCUGGGUGGCUGUCAAUGGCCUGUGGGUGGAGCUCCCCCUCAUCGUUAACACUCUCCCCGAGGGCUGGGAACUACCAUCUUACCUGACCGUUAUUAUCCAGCUCGCCAACCUGGGGCCUCUGCUGGUCACUCUCAUGCACAAGCUGUGUCCGGGCCGUCUGAAGGAAAGAGCUGUCAUCUACAGUGUGUUGUCUAUAGGUGUCUUGGCCUGUAUACUUCUGGCGUUCUCCUGGGAUGAGACCACAGUGGUGGCGGCGGCAUCUCGGAGCACAGCCUUCUUUAUCCUCACCUUCUUCCUGGCCUUGGUGGACUGCACCUCCUCUGUCACCUUCCUGCCCUUCAUGAUGCAGCUGCCAGCCCACUACAUCACCACCUACUUCAUUGGAGAGGGCCUGAGUGGCUUUAUCCCUGGUCUGGUGGCUCUCGGCCAGGGCGUCGGCAUGGCCAAGUGUGUGAAUGCCACUCAGUCCUCUGGUAACCUCACUGAAGAGGAUAUGUACAUUGUCCAGACCCAGUUUCUACCACCCAACUUCUCCACCGAGGUGUUUUUCUUCUUCCUGGCGGCCAUGAUGUGCAUCAGCCUGGCAGCAUUCUCUGCACUAAACAGGCUCCCACGUACCUUUGAACUGUCCACAGAGAACUUGGUUCCAGACACUGACACAGUGGCGUCAGUCUGCUCCGGACUAGACAACCAUGGAGCAGUGACUGAAGGGGAGAACUCAAACCCAAAACACCACAGUGAGGAAUCAGGUCAGGCCAGGCCACAGCUGGUUAAAUCCGGCCACUCUGUUUUUCAGUUAACUUUUAUCUAUUUCAUGGUGGUCUGGGUGAAUGGGGCGACUAACGGCCUCUUGACCUCGGUGCAGACAUACUCCUGUAUGCCCUACGGUAACCUGGCAUAUCACCUGUCUGCUGCUCUGGCAUCCUGUGCCAACCCAGUGGCCUGUAUAGUCGCCAUGUUUUUUCCUAAAAGGUCACUAGUGCUCCUGGGUGUACUGUGUCUCAUUGGAUCAGUCUUUGGAGGAUACAACAUGGCAAUGGCCACCAUGAGUCCAUGUCCACUACUACAAGGCUCCGCACUAGGAGAAGCCAUCAUAGUGCUGUCGUGGGUCUUCUUCACAGGGAUACUGUCAUAUGUCAAGGUGAUGGUGGGUGUCAUCUUCAGAGAUGAGAGCCACAGCGCCCUGGUGUGGUGUGGAGCAGCGGCACAGACAGGCUCUCUGCUGGGCUCUGCCAUCAUGUUCCCACUGGUAAAUGUCUUCAACCUGUUUCAGUCAGGAGACUUCUGUAACACCAAGUGCCCUUUAUGAUGGUGACCUAUUCCUAAACACUAACAUAACCACGGGUAAGUAGCCUUGUCCAAGCCAGAAUGGCCCGUCUCAUGUUUCUGUACAAGUACACUCCCCGGAAAGGACACUAGUACCUGCUAGUACUUAUACCAACUGGGGUGCUGUGUGAAUAAUGUGGGGAAUGAACAAUGACUGGACAAGAUUAGAGAUUGGACUCCGAACAUGCCUUCAAGGGCACUCUCUUCUGAGAGAGAAAUCCACCUGGAUCAAUGGACUAAAAUAUUACAUUUCAAAAUGUUGCUCAAUUAAUAUUUGAAAAUAUUUUUUAUAAAGUGUGAUUCACAACCCAC